Molecule: messenger RNA, 715 nt
Organism: Cajanus cajan (pigeon pea)
Lineage: Eukaryota; Viridiplantae; Streptophyta; Magnoliopsida; Fabales; Fabaceae
Product: small ribosomal subunit protein uS10y
Biological process (GO): translation
Cellular component (GO): small ribosomal subunit; ribosome
Molecular function (GO): structural constituent of ribosome; RNA binding
Source: RefSeq, a predicted model, not a curated record
UUGGGCCAAGAAAUUUUGGUAGUGGGCUUAGAUGGAUGGAGAGUUAGGGUUUUAUUUUAUAUUUUUGCCCUAAAACCAUAACUGUCUUAGCUAUCUGACGCAGCGGCUUCUUCCCUCCUUUCUCCAUCUGUGUCAACAAUGGCGUACGCUGCGAUGAAGCCAACUAAACCCGGCUUAGAGGAGCCCCAGGAUCAGAUCCACAAGAUAAGGAUCACCCUUUCCUCCAAGCACGUCAAAAAUCUCGAAAAGGUUUGUGCAGACUUGGUUCGUGGUGCUAGGGACAAGAGGCUCAGGGUAAAAGGACCUGUUAGGAUGCCCACUAAGGUUCUUCACAUCACUACUAGGAAGUCUCCUUGUGGUGAAGGUACCAACACAUGGGACAGAUUUGAACUCCGUGUGCACAAGAGAGUCAUUGACCUCUACAGUUCCCCAGAUGUAGUCAAGCAGAUUACUUCUAUCACAAUUGAACCAGGUGUGGAAGUUGAGGUGACCAUUGCAGAUGCUUGAUCUUGAUCCAAAUUUUAACUGUCAUGCUUCCUAGUUUUGCCCCCCCUUUUCUGUAUUUUGUUAGUUUUGGUUGUGGGACGGAGUUGGUUUCUUUUCUUUAGUUUUACGGUUGUGGACAGGACAUUGAUGAAUACCAGAGAAAUGUCACCUUAAUAUAUUCAAGAAUCUUUCAUAUAUCUGCUUUGAUAUUAUUACAAAUCAUUUGUUA